AUGAGCUCUUCGUGGGCGGAGCUGUUUGAUCAGAUGUGCAACAUCAGCGAAAGGUCAGCCGGUUCGUCGAUGGAGGGAGAGCAGGCGAAGAAUGAGAAGGAUGCGUACUACGAAGAGAUGUUGAGGCAAGCCAGGAUGCAUGCGUCGGAACAAACUUACGACGGGACGUUGAAAGCCCUGGCCAUGGUCACUGACGUGAUCAGAGAACGAGGGGGGGGUGAGAAGGCUGUGCUAGAGGCUCUCAAGAAUGCUCGUGAGAACCAUCAGCGGGUUGUAGCCUCGUCUGCUCGCCCUGGCCCCGAAUGGUUCCUCCUGCAGCCUGUGGGGACUGAGAGUGAGCUGGGGACUGAGCAGUCUCUCCUUGCAGACAGCGGGAGGGAGCGGAUCAUCAUGGACGCGGCGGAGGACGGGAGCAGCGUGCUGUGCCGGGCGUGCGGGGCGCUGGUGAAUGCGAGUAGGAUGAUGGCACAUCAGCAGUUCUGGUGCAACGCACUUGCAAGCGAGGAUGCGGAGAUGGAGGUCGACAGCAGCGAAGUCCCGCCGCAGCUGCUCUCAACUCCCAACGUGCAACCGAGCAGCAGUCUGUUCGAGGAGGUCCGACUGAGACCUGGGCCGAUAAAGUUCAUGUACGAGAUAUGACCGGGAGGGAGGAGUUUGCCAUGGUGUCUUGUUGAGCUCUUGCUCAGCGGAGAUACCUCGAUAGUUCGAUCUUGUUAUUUCUCCCUCCCUCUCUCCUCCUCCCUCCUCUAGUCUUGCUGUGCUGCUGCCGGUCCCU
This is a messenger RNA of Guillardia theta CCMP2712, 775 nucleotides long. RefSeq lists its product as hypothetical. The record is from RefSeq and is a predicted model, not a curated record. The transcript is spliced from 6 exons. Lineage: Eukaryota; Cryptophyceae; Pyrenomonadales; Geminigeraceae. The coding region runs from base 1 to 639 and encodes 212 amino acids.